Messenger RNA from Vigna angularis (adzuki bean), 1467 nucleotides. RefSeq names its product protein LPA3. NCBI's taxonomy places the organism in Eukaryota, Viridiplantae, Streptophyta, Magnoliopsida, Fabales, Fabaceae. The coding region runs from base 206 to 1339 and encodes 377 amino acids. The record is from RefSeq and is a predicted model, not a curated record. The transcript has 12 exons.
UAAGGAGAAGAAUGAUAUUUUGAAAUCCAAAACUUCUUUACACUCAUCUUGAAAUUUUUCCUUCCAAGGGGAUAUUUUAGUAAAUGUAUGUGGAGAUGGAGAAUAAGAUUGUCAAAGGGACACGUCAUCAAUGAUCCUAUCCAUGAUCCAUGUUAGUUAGCUGGUGAGAGUGAGCAGAGAGCAGAGUGUGGGGUGGUAAGAAAGAAUGGCCAUUUCAAUGAUUUCAUCGACAUUUUCUUCUUUCAAGCUCACUUUCCUUCGCCCAUGCCAACUUCAACCUCUUACUUUCACUUUCCCAUCUUCUUCUGCUAUAGCUCAACCUCUCCCACUCAGGUUCGCUGCAAAAAUUCACAGCGUUGGAAUUGGAAGAGAAGGUGCACCUUCCGAUCCUAAGGCCGGAAUUUCGCUUUACAAACCUAAAUCCUACCAAGUUCUCGUCAACGAUGCUGCAAAUUCCCUAGCUUUCGCGCUUCAAGACGGAAAAAUUCGUCUCGAAAUCGAUUUCCCGCCUUUGCCCACCAACGUGUCUUCCUAUAAGGGAUCCUCAGAUGAGUUCAUUGAUGCCAACAUUCAACUUGCCUUGGCUGUUGUAAGAAAGCUCCAGGAGAAAAAGGAAACCAGAGCUUGCAUAGUAUUCCCUGAUAAACCAGAAAAGCGCCGAGCCUCUCAAUUGUUCAAAACAGCUCUAGAUUCCAUUGAUGGCAUUACCAUAGGUUCCUUAGAUGAUGUCCCAGCUGGACCUAUGACUUCGUUUUUCAGAUCUGUCAGGAACACCCUUGAUUUUGACUUUGAAGAUGACAACGAAGGUCGUUGGCAAUCCAGUGAUCCUCCAUCAAUCUAUAUAUUCAUUAACUGCAGUACUCGUGAACUUGCAUAUAUAGAGAAGUAUGUGGAUAAAAUUGCUACAUCAACCCCAACACUUUUAUUUAAUCUUGAACUAGAUACACUACGUGCUGAUUUAGGCCUUCCAGGCUUUCCUGCCAAAGAUUUGCACUACCGCUUUCUUUCUCAAUUCACUCCGGUUUUCUACAUCAGAAUCCGAGAGUAUUCAAAGACAGUUGCAAUAGCGCCAUAUAUUGUCAAUUAUUCUGGAGCCGUGUUCCGCCAGUACCCAGGUCCUUGGCAGGUGAUGCUUAAACAAGCAGAUGGUUCUUAUGCAUGCAUAGCAGAAAGUGCUGAUCGGUUCAGCCUUGGUGAGGCCAAAGAGGAGUUGCUAAGGGUCUUGGGGCUUCAAGAAGAAGAGGGGAGCUCUCUAGAAUUUCUUCGAAGGGGCUACAAGGCAAGCACGUGGUGGGAAGAAAAUUUUGAUUCAGAAGUAUCUUCUGCAUGGCGGACUUGAGUAGUACAGUGUUAGCAGAGAUUGUGUUUUUUUAGUGUGUUGGUAUGUAGUGGUCAAUGGAUGUGCUCACAUAUAUUCAAGGAAGAUAAUUUAUUUUUAAUCAGUAAUAUCCUUAUUGUGUUUGAUAA